Athene cunicularia (burrowing owl) is the source of this 1506-nucleotide messenger RNA. RefSeq names its product mediator complex subunit 31 (gene MED31). Bases 1 to 459 code for a protein of 152 amino acids. NCBI's taxonomy places the organism in Eukaryota, Metazoa, Chordata, Aves, Strigiformes, Strigidae. Gene Ontology annotation, molecular function: transcription coregulator activity. The record is from RefSeq and is a predicted model, not a curated record. Gene Ontology annotation, biological process: regulation of transcription by RNA polymerase II. The transcript has 3 exons. Gene Ontology annotation, cellular component: mediator complex; core mediator complex.
AUGUUAUCCCUGUUUGUAUGGCUCAAACUGAGAAAAUUACUUUCAGAUCGAUUGUGUGGGUCCAAUUCUUACUAUUUUUCUCAUGUAUCAGAUGAUACAGGAAAUCGACUUCGGUUCCAGUUGGAGUUAGAGUUUGUGCAAUGUCUGGCAAAUCCAAAUUACCUCAACUUUCUUGCACAAAGAGGCUACUUCAAAGACAAGGCUUUUGUAAAUUACCUUAAAUAUCUACUUUAUUGGAAAGAACCUGAAUAUGCAAAAUACCUGAAGUAUCCUCAGUGUUUGCAUAUGCUAGAGCUGCUCCAGUAUGAACACUUCCGCAAAGAACUGGUCAAUGCUCAGUGUGCUAAAUUUAUUGACGAGCAACAGAUUCUUCACUGGCAGCACUAUUCUCGGAAAAGAAUGCGUCUCCAGCAAGCGCUUGCAGAGCAGCAGCAACAAAACAACACAUCUGUAAAAUGAAAAACGCUUGGAAGAGUGAUGAUAAGGUGUCCUCUGUCUCAGCUGAAGUAUUUACAAGAGAGGCAUGAAGCCUUUUGUAGGUUUGGCUCUGGGUGUGCAUACAUUUCAUUUUUGAUUAAUCAAGUGACUGGGUUUCUUUUUUAUUUCAUCAAUUUCUUUAAAGAUAAAAGACUGAUAAACACCUACUUCUGCAAUAUGUUUUGUAGCCUGGACAAUUUUGUAAGAGCAUUACUUAUUGUAGCUACUGGUUCCUCUUGAGUUUGAAAACAAAACAGUUUUGUUAUUGAUAUUUAACUAUAUAACAAAAAACGUAGCUCAGAGGUCUGCUCAGGAGGCAUUUUCCCUGGAGAAUAAUGAUGUGUGUCAGCAUGUGACUAAGAACUCCCUCAUGUACAACUAUUUACAACUGCAGGAUGAGCAAAGUUGAAGUGGUGAUACUGUACAAAAUCUAAAUUGUGGACUUUUACCUUGAAACAGAGCCAAGCUAUUACUUGUCAUCUCUGUUUAUCUAGUAAUCAUUGUUGCUGGGGGUCUUAGUUUUCCUUACAGCAUUUUAUAGAUAGAAAUUGGAAGUGUGACGAGAGGACUGCAGGAGUGGAGCAGAGAGAAGUAAUAAACUUUGCAGAUACUGAACAGAAGGAAUUGGGCUGUAGCUCUAUCUAUUCCAGUCCAGGAAGCUUACUUUAAUCUUGUUUUUCUGCCAGUGAAACAGUGGCUGCUCUUGGGCUUCUCUGCAGUACAGGUAGUGAAAACACUUUGUGUUACAAAAAAAGGUGUAAAUGCUUGCAGUAUUGGAGAAGCAUUUGCCAUUUAUGCCUCUAGUUUUUAUUGUAAGAACACCAUCUUGGCAGUUGUCAGGGAUUCAAUUUUCAUGUUUUAGACUGUAUUUGUGCUGCAUUCGUGUUGGAGUUUGUAUCCUUGUAGGAGCAGGUACUGCAACUGUUAACCCUUAACGUGUCAUCAGAGACACGAAGACUGUCAGCUUUUGGCUUACCAGACUGAACAGAUAAGCCAUUAAACAUCUUUGGCAUUGAAAAUUUAUCUUAA